AUGGAGGUGCUAUCCCUCUUGGAAGGGAUAAAUAGCAGCAUUCAUGAAGGUCGUAGUGCUGUUGGAAGGGAUGAAGCAGCAGCAUACUUCUGUCAACAGAAUGUAGCAGGGCUGGCCUGGGUUUCGCUGUUGCGUCUUACUCACGGAUCGGAGGCCAAAAGAAACGGCGCCCACAUGGCGGAAGUCCAUCUGAAAUCGACCGCCGGGGACGCCAUGGAGGUGGAGACCAGCAGCGCAGGGGAGAACGCCGCCGGGGUGGCCGGUCUGCUCCGCGGAUUCCUCGCCGUGCAGCAGCGCCGCGCCGUGGCCUACUCCAAGCUCCGAAGGGGUUUUUCUGAAUACAUGGCUACUGGAGGUGAAAUUGCUUACCAACAACUAUGUGGCAAUGUUACAGCAGAAUUCAAUGAUUGCUCAACAGAGAUUCUUGAAAUGGUGUCCCUGCUCUCAAAGCCACAUUUGUGCCGUGGCGAUCUUGCCAACUUACUGAAGGAUGUACAGGCACAUGAGAGAGAUAAAUUGCAGCUGACAGCGAGGAUUCAGGUACUGAAGAAAGCUGGCCGUCCUUCGGAACGCCUGGUAAAUCACGAUCAUUGCAGGUCAAGCAGCAUGGCCCAGCAUGUGUGUGCGAACCUGAAGGAGAUAACCGAGGCUUCCGGCACAGAGGACGCAGAGGCGGACGCUGAGUACGAUGCUGCUCUCAAGGAGGCCAUACAGGGCAUUCAAGAGGCGGUGACCAGCAUAAACGAGCACAUGGAGGAGGUGCGGUACGAGAUAGACGCCCUCGAGGCUGAGACGGUUGGCAGCAGCUUGGGUGAAGUCGAGGAAGCAUUCCCUGAUACUCUUUCGAUAAAGUAGAGGAGUGAUAUAUGCUGAAGUAUUAGGUCAUAGAAGGGUUUUAAACAAAGUUUGCUGCGAAGUGUAGUGGUUGGAGAAUUUAGCCCAACAGUGCCUGGUAGAAGUUGCAUCAAAUUCUACUGUAGGUUCACUCACAUUCUUAGCUGGGGGGAAAUGAAAUUGGAUGGCAUGAUUCUAGUGACAACAAACAAUGCUAGCUUGCUUAUUUUAUUUGGAGGAGAUGAUACGAAGAUAUUCCGAGUUGGUCUUA
This is a messenger RNA of Lolium rigidum, 1105 nucleotides long. RefSeq lists its product as uncharacterized. The record is from RefSeq and is a predicted model, not a curated record. NCBI's taxonomy places the organism in Eukaryota, Viridiplantae, Streptophyta, Magnoliopsida, Poales, Poaceae. The transcript has 5 exons. Bases 1 to 855 code for a protein of 284 amino acids.